Jaminaea rosea is the source of this 4730-nucleotide messenger RNA. RefSeq lists its product as hypothetical. The coding region runs from base 256 to 4617 and encodes 1453 amino acids. The transcript has 4 exons. Gene Ontology annotation, molecular function: protein binding; structural molecule activity. Gene Ontology annotation, biological process: endoplasmic reticulum to Golgi vesicle-mediated transport; intracellular protein transport; COPII-coated vesicle cargo loading. Lineage: Eukaryota; Fungi; Basidiomycota; Exobasidiomycetes; Microstromatales. Gene Ontology annotation, cellular component: COPII vesicle coat; endoplasmic reticulum exit site. The record is from RefSeq and is a predicted model, not a curated record.
UUCCCGUCCAAUCCUACCCUACGCUCCACGACGAUUAACGAGAGACGGCAGCCACUACACUCAGAGCGAGCAAUUACACUCGCCAACCCAUCUCGCUCGCCCUUCUCUCUCUCUCUCAUCAUCCUCGCUGCAGCCGUAUAUACGCACGCACGCACGCACGCCUCGCCAUCUCGCGAGGGAGAAUCCACGUCGUCUUCUUAGCAUAGUCGUAGACGCAGACGCAGGCGCCGCGAAGUCGCUUUCGCUCCUUCGCUGAUGAAGGCCUCGAUUCCGCGCACGGCCACCUUCUCCUGGUCCCCUGCCUCCCUCUCAGCGGCCGAGCCCUACAUCGUCACAGGAACAGUAGCGGGCGCUCUCGACGAGUCCUUCAGCAACGACUCUGUCCUCGAGAUAUGGCAGCCCUUUUCCCGCCGUGACGCCCCCGUAGCCACAACCACUACGAGCGCGAAGCUCAAUCGCCUAGCAUGGGGUUAUGUUCAUCCUAACCACCCGAAGGGUCUGCUCGCUGGUGGAUUGGAGAAUGGCCAACUUGCCGUUUGGGACGCAGACAAGAUCAUCAACGGGGGCGGCGGGGAAGCACAGUCGCAGAUUCUCAAGAAUACGACGCAUACGGGACCCGUGAGGGGCCUCGAUUUUAAUUCGAAUCAGGCCAACUUGCUUGCUUCGGGCGCCGUCAAUGCAGAGAUCUACAUCUGGGACCUCACAAACCCCACCAAGCCCUACUCUCCCGGGGCCAAAUCGCAGAAGCUCGACGAGAUAACUUCGCUGCAGUGGAACGGGCAGGUGCCGCACAUUCUGGCCACCUCGUCCUCGUCCGGUUACACCGUCGUGUGGGAUCUCAAGAAUAAGCGCGAAGUGUGCGCAUUGGCCUACGGUGGUGGAGCGGGCACCGCGCUUGGUGGCGGUAACAUUGGAGGAGCGAAUGGAGCGCUCGCUGCUGGUGGGAGGAGGGGGAUGGGAGCCGUUGCUUGGCAUCCCGAUGUUAGCACGCGUCUAGUGACCGCUUCAGAAGACGACUCCUCCCCGAUCAUCAUGCUCUGGGAUCUGCGCAACGCUCGAGCGCCAGAAAAGAUUCUCACCGGCCAUGACAAGGGAGUCCUCUCCCUCUCGUGGUGCAAGCAGGAUGCUGAUCUCCUCGUGUCGUGUGGAAAGGACAAUCGUACCCUCGUGUGGAACCCGCAGAGCUGCGAAGUCAUUGGAGAGAUGCCCUCAUCGUCCAACUGGUCCUUCGACACGCAGUGGUGCCCUCGCAACCCUUCCCUCCUCGCAACAGCCAGCUUCGACGGGCAGAUCGGCAUCCAUUCCCUCCAAGCCACCAAUCAGAGCGAGGACGACGCAUCGCAACCCCCAGCCCCCGCAGCAGAUGGCUCAGACAUCUUCAACCUGCCCAGCGCCGCACCCACGUCGUCCAAGCAGACGACCGUACGUCAACCGCCCAAGUGGCUCAAGCGGCCCGUAUCUGCCACCUUUGGCUUCGGCGGCCAGCUUGUCUCUGUCAACAGCAAAGCCGGCGCAGCACCCACGGUGCACCUGCGCGAGGUUGUCACGGAACCCUCGAUCGUCUCGCGCGCCAAGCGACUGCAGGAAGCGCUUGACUCACAGUCCCUCGCCGACUUCUGCAACGAGCGAUCUCAGCAAGCAGCCAGCGACGAUGCAGCCAACUGGAAGGCGCUCCAAACGCUCUUCCGCGCCGACUCCCGCGACGAGCUCGUAGCGCUCCUCGGCUUCUCCAAAGAGGACGUGGCCGCAAAAGUCAACCGAGCCAUCUCUGCCUACAAGACGGGCGGGCCUGGCGCACUCGCCGGCUUGUCGUCUGGCCCUGCCACCCCUCCUGCCAAGCGUACUAGCUCCACGACGAGCGACGCAGGCGACGUGACGCAUGAGCCCGUCGUGUCCUUUGCACAGGACUCGGAGCCCACGCACAGCUCCACCUCCACUACGACGGCCUCUUCCAACGACGCCAAGACGACGGGCGCAGAGACGGACCCUACGGAGCCCAGCCUCUUCUCCGACGACAACAACGCCAACGCCGCCCCCGCAGCAGGCAUCGAGUUUUUCAACACCAUCUCCGGCGAGAGUGGCGCGGGUGUACGCUCAGCAGUGCCCGAGCGAGUCCUCGUCCCGCACUCCUCCUUCCCGCCCGCUUCGAGCGUCGCAGCUACUGCUGGCAGCCCAGGCCCUUCGUCCGUCGCAUCGGCCGACCUGCGGGCUAGCACUUUCCGCAUCUACCCCUCGGACGAGAGCGACGCGGACAAGCUUAUCACGCGCGCCCUCGUGCUCGGAGACUUUGAGUCCGCCGUCUCCCUCUGCAUCUCGACGGAUCGCUUUGCGGAUGCGCUACUGCUCGCCGUUCGUGGUGGCCCGGAGCUCUUGGCCCGCACGCAAAAGACGUACUUCGAGCGACGAACCACCUCGCUUCCUUAUCUCCGCCUCUUCCAGAGCAUCGUCUCCGACGACCUGACCGACGUGGUGCAGAAUGCCGACCUCAACGAGUGGCAGGAGAUCUUCGUCGUCCUCUGCACCUUUGCCAAGUCGGACGACUUUUCCAACCUCGCUGAGCAGCUUGGUCAGCGGUUGGAGUUUCAGUACGUCAAGUCUGCGGCGGGCACCCAGGCGGGGGAGCAGGCACGCGCCCAUCGCAAGAAUGCGAUUCUUUGCUACUUGGCUGCGGGCAAGCUCGAGAAGGUGGCGGGAAUGUGGAUCGAUGAGAUGAAGGAGGAAGAGGCAGCCAUUCGUAGCGCGCACAGGAAUGGCGCUGCGCAAAGCGUGGAGCAGUCCGGCUCCCUCUACUCUGCGCACGCCGAGGCGCUUCAGACGUUCAUGGAGAAGAUUACGGUAUUCCAGACUGCCGUGGGCUACGUGGAUGCCGACCUGCAAGCGCCUACCACCAACCCGCAAGUCGCAGAGACGGGAGCACGAACGUACAAGCUCGCAGCGCUAUACGACCGUAUUCACGAGUACAUCGAGCUCCUAGCCGACCAAGGAUUGAUCGAGCCGGCCCUCAAGUUCGUCGAGCAGACGCCCGCGGAUUACGUGAGCUCGGCGGCUAGCUCGACGAUGAAUGGCGGGACGGGAAGUAUGGGGGCUCAUCCUGCGAGGCAGCGCUUGCUCCAGGCCAGCAGCGCGAGAGCUACCACCAGUAAAGCGCCCGCUCAGGCGGCCGCGACGGCGGCGUCGUCAUCGCGUGGCUACACGCAGUCGUACGACCCCUACGGCGCUGCGAGCAACGACAUGUAUGGCGCCCCUCCCGCCCAGCAGCAGCAGCAGCCCAGCUACGGCGGCUAUGCCCCUGCAGUCCCCUCAGUCCCGUCGAUCCCGACCAUCCCGACCAUCUCGGCCCCCGGGUACCCCUCGGCGUACAGCGCCCAACCAGUUCCUCAAGCGCAAGCGCAAGCGCAGCAGUACGCUCCUCCGCAACCAAUGGUCCCCGCCCCUCCCCCAAUCCAGGAAUCAGCCUACGCCCCUCCGCCCAUGCUCGCACAACAGCAGGCCAACCCCGCCCCUCCUCCGCCACCGCCUAAACGUGCCGACGGGGGCUGGAACGACAUUCCCGACCUGCCAGCCCCGCCCAAGCGCACCACGUCCGCUAUGGGACAGCAGGGCGGCGCAGCGGGGGGGAAGAGUGCGCCCAUCAUGAGUCCAUUCCCCAACUCGCCGGCCGCCACGCCUGCCUCCUUCCCCGGUCAGCCAGGACAGUACCACCACCAGCAGCAGCAGCAGCAGCCACCAGGUCCGCCUCCUCGCGGGGGCACUCCAGCUCAGCAAGGCCCGCCUCAGUACGGCCGUCCACCCUCGGCUGCAGCCCAGGCUCGUCCGCCUCCCCCUCCUCGAGCGGGUAGCGCCGCGAGCAUGCGUGGACCGCAGCAGGGCGCGGGAAUGGUUCCUCCUGUUCCCUCUGUCCCUACCUUGGGAGGGCCGAGGCCGGCGCAACAGCAGAUGGGUCAGCCGGGCAUGCCUGGUCAGCCAGGUCAGCCUGGUCAGCCGGGCCCGUAUGGCGCCCCUCCGCAGCAGAUGCAACAGCAACGCCCUCCUCCGGGUCCCGGACCGUACGGCCCCCCUCCCGGCCAGGCGCAACAGCAGCAACACCCCGGCGCGGGAAUGAUGUCUCCCCCUCCCCCACCGGGCGCUCGUCCCCCGCCCGGCGCACCCGGCGCACCCGGCGCACCAGGAAUGAUGCCGCGCUCGCAAACCCCUUCGGCGUCAGGCGCAGGUGCAGGCCCACCGCGCUCUCACACGCCAAACCCCCGCCAACCGGCAGGCGCAGCGAGCUUCAAGCAUCCUCCCGGUGAUCGCACUCACGUUCCCGAAGCGCUGAAGCCAUUCGUGGGUCUCUUUACUCGCGAGUUCGCACGCAUUAAAGCUCAGGCACCCCCAGCACAGAAGCGCAUGGUUGACGAUGCGGAGCGUCGACUCAACCUGCUCUUCGACUGGAUCAACAACGGCCUCGUGACGGAUCCCCGCAUCGUUGAAGGUUUGAAGGGGCUCGUGGCGCCCGUGGAGCGUAGGGAUACGCAGGCCGCCCUGAGCGUGCAUGUUGGGCUGGUCACUGCCGCGAGUGGGGAGGUGGCGCAGGGUCUUGUGGGUGUCAAGUUUGUUAUUAGUCGAUUGGCCGCGUAGAGUGAGGCGGCGUGGGUGUGUAGACGUAGUCAAACGAAGAGGCGAGAGACGAGAGACGAAGAGACGAUCUUUCGGUGCAAUCAAGAAGUGACGAAAUUUCUUUCAAUCCCACC